Messenger RNA from Pelodiscus sinensis (Chinese soft-shelled turtle), 3494 nucleotides. Lineage: Eukaryota; Metazoa; Chordata; Testudines; Trionychidae. The record is from RefSeq and is a predicted model, not a curated record.
AUGAAGCUGAAAUUCUGUUUGUUCGUCUUGCAUCAAGUGUCCUAUGAUAUCCCACAAAGCCAGCUUUCUGCAGUAUGGGGUUCUCAAAUAUUUUUGCACCUCACACAUCCUCAAAGGAUAUCUUCGAAUAUAACUGGAGAUCUGGACAAGGUGUCUUAUGUCAUUACAAUAGAAAGGAUACCAUAUACUCUUCACCUGAAGCAACAAUUAUUUUUACCUGAAGAUUUCAGGGUGUAUACUUACAGCAAAGGGGGGUCUGUUCAUUCUGAUUCCCCACAUAUUAAGGAUGACUGCUACUAUCAAGGAUAUAUUGCUGGUUUCCCCAAUUCACUUGUAACACUCAGCACCUGCUCUGGGCUCAGGGGUCUAUUGCAGUUUCAGAAUGCCAGCUAUGGAAUUGAACCUUUGGAGUCUUCACCUGGAUUUGAACACAUUAUUUAUCAAAUAAAGAAUGAAAACACAGAAAGCCCACUUUUUUCAAAUGCCUACAUUGAUAUAGGGAGAGAAAAGGUGUCUGGAAACAUCUCUUACAAGCUGCAUACAGAUAUUGAUCCAAUGUCAGAUGUCACCAAAUCCCCCAGGUAUCUGGAAAUGUAUGUGGUAGUGGACAAGGGUUUGUACCAAUAUCUGGGUUCAGACAAGGAUGUUAUAACAAAGCAAAUAAUCCAGCUUCUUGGAUUUGUGAACAGUAUGUUUACCUCCCUUAAUAUAACAAUUGUACUGUCUUCUUUGGAGUUUUGGACAGAUAAUAAUAAAAUUUAUACAGCAGGGGAAGCUGAUGAGAUACUGCGAAGAUUUUUACAAUGGAAAGAAUCUUACCUUGUUCUACGGCCACAUGAUGUGGCAUAUUUAUUCGUUUACAGGAACCACCCUAAUUAUGUAGGGGCAGCAUUUUCAGGCAGGAUGUGUCUCAGAAAGUAUGCUGGCGGAGUUGCUCUGUAUCAGAGGGCUGUAACACUGGAAGCAUUUUCAGUCAUCAUUGCGCAGCUGCUGGGGUUGAGUCUGGGAAUAGCAUAUGACGAUUCUAGGAACUGUCUGUGUCCUGGAUCCAUCUGUGUAAUGAACACCAAGGCAGUGCUUUCCAAUGGGGUAAAAGCCUUUAGCAGCUGCAGCAUUAGAGAUUUCAAAAGUUUUAUUAAACACAGUGGAGGAGAAUGCCUGUCCAACAGACCCUAUUUGAAUCUGACCUACAAGCGGACUUCAGUCUGUGGCAAUCGUAUAGUAGAAAGAGGAGAGCAGUGUGACUGUGGCUCAGCGCAGGACUGUGCAAAAGAUAAAUGCUGCACUGACAGUUGUAGACUUAAGCGAGGAGCUCAGUGUGGUACUGGUUUAUGCUGCCAGAAGUGUAAGAUUAUGGCAAAGAAUAAGAAAUGCAGACCCGUGGCUGAUAGUCAGUGUGAUCUCAGUGAGUACUGCAAUGGGUCAUCUGCAUACUGUCCAGCUGAUCUGUAUGUUCAGAAUGGGCACAGAUGCGAACACGGUACUGCCUAUUGUUACAAAGGACGUUGCCAGUCGGCUGAUAGAGAGUGUCAGAAGAUCUAUGGAAAAGGUUCUAAAAAUGCUCCUCUUGCAUGUUAUGAAGAAAUCAAUAGUCAAACAGAUAGGUUUGGACACUGUGGGAAUGAUCAGAAGACAGGAUUUAAAACCUGUGGUUGGAUGGAUGUUACCUGUGGAAAGUUAGUUUGUACAUAUCCAAGUCGCAGUCCAUUCACUAAAGAAAAAGCUGCUAUUAUUUAUGCUCAAGUGCGAGACCAUGUAUGCAUAUCUUUAGAUUAUAUGAAUCCACCCACAGAGAAUGACCCUCUCCUCAUUAAAGAAGGCACAGAGUGUGGACCUGGAAAAGUUUGUCUAAACCGCACGUGCCAGUUUUAUGCAGCCCUGCAAUAUGAUUGUAAUCCACAAGUAAAAUGCAAUGGUCAUGGAGUAUGCAACAAUAAGAAGCAUUGUCAUUGUAAUCCUGGCUGGAGCCCUCCAGAUUGCCGCAGACAAGGCUCUGCAGUGGGGGGGAGUAUCGACAGUGGAUUUCGAUUUUUGGACUCUGAUAUGGUCUUAGAAAGAGCUUCUCAAGCCACUUUGAAGAAUUGGUUGCUGCUAAGUUUCUGUCUCUUUCUGCCUGUCCUUGUUGGUUCUAUCAUCAUGAUUGUAAAAUGGAAUGAAUUAAGCAGACUGUGCUUAAAGGAGGAGGACUCAGAAGCUGACGAAUCAGAAGACUUGAGCCUGUCGGACAAUCAAAGCUUGUCUCUGAAAAAUGUUACAGAAAUAGAAGAGGUCUAGAUUUGAGCAACAAAACAAUUCGACACAAUUAGACACAUGGGGAAAUGCAUCUCUGAGAUUAGGCGAGUUCAGUUAAGAAGAUGAACAAGAGACGGUAUUUUGAUGAGAUGUGUAAAGUAAGAGUAAGAACAUUGACAUAUUCAGUGGAAAUGGAAAGUAACGUAUUUGUGACUGCUAAAAGAAAAUAAACGUUUUAUUGGUCAACAGUUUUUAUAAGGGAUAUAAACACUCCUUAUUCAGGGUAUAAUCCAAAAGCUAACCAAGGGUGCAGGGGCGGGUUGAAAUACAUUUAUGAGCAGAUUAUUCCAUAAUGGCCCUCUAUACUUCUUGUACCUGCCUUUGACAUAUCUGGUACAGGCUAUUGCUGGAGAAAGGAUACUAGAUUAGACUGCAACUGCUCUGAAGCAUUAUGGCAAUCAUUACGUAAAUAAUUUGCACGUAGUGUUACUUGUCUUUUAAAUUAUAAUAAUUUUGAUCAAUGAUUGUAGUUAAAUGUUGUAUGAUAGCUGAACAUCAUGAUUUAACGAACCCCCAUGAGUUUGUUCCAUUUGCUCCUUCAGUAUAAUUAUUUGGCUCCUGUGAAAAUAACUUCAUAGCGUUGCACUUUGCAUAGAAAUUAUAUUGCCACAUAAAAUAUUCCUGUAAAUUCUAUAGCAUUGUACAUUGAUAGAUGAUUUUGUCCCCUGUGGUAAUUGGAACAGGAUUUGACAUAGUUUAUUGAUUGUAACUAUAUAUUUUGAAUUGUUGUACUGUUUUCACUUUUCACAGUUUCUCCUGCUCCUUAGCUGUGGUUGGUUAUAGACAAGGAACUUCUUUUAAAAGGAAUUUAUGAUUCAGUUUAAGAAAUCAAAGAUCGAGUCACUCUGUAUGGCACAGGACUUUGGAAGGGUACAAACAAUAUAUUUUGUUAGAAGUUGAGAGGGGCCAAUUCCUGAUUUGGAAUAUUUUAAUCUCUGCCCAUUCUCUUGAGAAAUACUUGCAGUGUACUUCUUCAGCGAGCACGUAUGUUCCUGUUUAGUAGAAUUACUGAACUAUUUAAAAAACUGUUAGUAAAUUCUCUAUCAUUCUGGGUGCUUUAGGAACAGGUGUCCUACAUCAUUACAAUAGAAGAGAGGUCAUACACUCUUCACCUGAAGCAACAAGUAUUUUUACCCAGUACUUUCAGGGUGUAUACUUACAGCCGAGAUGGGGCUGUUCAAUCUGAUUUCCCACAUAUUAAG